Achroia grisella is the source of this 1254-nucleotide messenger RNA. Its product is annotated as octopamine receptor-like. Gene Ontology annotation, cellular component: membrane. Bases 1 to 1170 code for a protein of 389 amino acids. The record is from RefSeq and is a predicted model, not a curated record. The transcript has 9 exons. NCBI's taxonomy places the organism in Eukaryota, Metazoa, Arthropoda, Insecta, Lepidoptera, Pyralidae. Gene Ontology annotation, molecular function: alpha1-adrenergic receptor activity. Gene Ontology annotation, biological process: positive regulation of cytosolic calcium ion concentration; phospholipase C-activating G protein-coupled receptor signaling pathway; adenylate cyclase-activating adrenergic receptor signaling pathway.
AUGAAUCUACCUGAAGAGUCAGACAGACUAGAACUCAGUACAGUGAACAUACUUCAACCGCGUGGCGACAUUGACACAACAUGGUGCGUGGAGGCGGCCGCUAUGCUCAUCAUCAUCAUCACCACCGUAGCUGGGAACACGGCGGUGAUGAAUGCGUUGAGGCGGCUACAACGCGCCCCCGCUCACUACCCGCUCGCUAGCUUGGCUACAGCGGAUCUGCUUGUCGGAGUGUUUGUACUGCCCAUAGCUGCAGCUCGAGAGCUUUUCGUGUUUCAGUUGACUUCAUUCACAGACUGGGCGAUAUGUUCUUGCUGGAGCACACUAGAUGUGCUAUGCUGUACGGCGUCCAUCCUCUCACUCUGCACUCUCGGCUGGGAGCGCUGGUGCUGCAUCACCGCGCCGCUUGCCAGGGCAAAACGUCACAGACGAGCGAAGCUUCUCGCUGUACUGGUGUGGCCGGUCUCCACUGCUGUGGCACUGCCCACAGCCUUUAUACCAUCAGCGAAGAAUUACCACGAGGGAGAGAUGCCAAAGGCCUGCACAGUUAAUACAAAUGUUGGGUAUGUGUUCUUCAGUGUUUCCUUCUCGUUUUACGUGCCUGCUAGCGUCAUGGUUGGAUUCUACGUGUGCAUCCUUCGCUUAUUAUCGUUACCACUACCCAUACGAGCACAUCGUGGUCAGGGGGAACAUGGAAAUAAAAUUGCAACCAAUCGCAAUGAAGUAACGGAACACGUUAAGUCAUCCCAAAAUAAUAACAAUAUUACUCGGAGAACAGAAGGACCUGUAUCUCCUAAAGGCUGUCAAUUGAAUGUACCAGUGGAACCUUCAGCUGCAAACAGUUCACAUUUGCCAAAACUAGUUGUUUCACUAGGGGGCUUGAUACCGAGGCAACGUCGCGCUACACGUACUAUAAUUAUGCUUAUGUCUCUGUUCCUAUUCUGCUGGACGCCAUUCUUCAUUAUGCUGCCUGUGGAUUCUCUCUGUGAGUGUGUGUGCGAUGCAACAUGGCUGUGGUGCACAUGGCUCGGCUACGCUAACUCAGCAUUCAAUCCGCUAGUGUAUGCUGCAGCGUCGCCUAGUGUGCGGCGAGCCUUACAAGCUUCCCUUACUACAUCCAGUUCAGCGAGGACCACCGUCGCACCACUAUCGCCUAGCGUACGACGGCCCUAAAUUUAUGGCGGUCAUUGCCGCAAGAUGGCGGCGAUCGACAAGAUGGCGGCGGCGAGCAAUGUUGGACGGGGCAGCGUGCUAGCG